Messenger RNA from Orbicella faveolata, 1141 nucleotides. Its product is annotated as focal adhesion kinase 1-like. Gene Ontology annotation, biological process: signal complex assembly; protein phosphorylation. Gene Ontology annotation, molecular function: protein tyrosine kinase activity; ATP binding. Gene Ontology annotation, cellular component: focal adhesion; cytoskeleton. The record is from RefSeq and is a predicted model, not a curated record. Lineage: Eukaryota; Metazoa; Cnidaria; Anthozoa; Scleractinia; Merulinidae.
UAUUCUCAAAACAACUACAAUUAGCUUGUAUCACCUCGUUUCCCAGCGGGUUCUUUUGAUAAUAAUUUACACUGGAAUCUUCCUCAGUUGUGAUACAUCAACAACAAGGAGAAACAGGGUAACGAAAGGGCAUAAUUUCAAGUGAAGGACCUGCCUGCGUUGUCUUGUAUGUGUUACACACUAGUCAGUAUCAACGAAGGAAAACGGAAAUAAGCAACAAAGUUCCUACAGAGUCCCGACAAGUAAAUGUCUACCAGCGAGACUUGGCCAGAAGUCACGCUCUGUUGUGGCUGUUGAUGCGCUCUUGUUGUUUACAAAAUGGCAGGGAAUCGCGUUGACUAUUAAAGAACUAAAAAUGUCCCGGAAUUCUAGCAAGAGAAAUAGCUCUAAUCGUGGGUCUACGGGCUCCGACAUUGCUCGAUCCACUUUAAAAGUUUUCCUCUCAAAUGGCGACUCUAGAUCUGUCAAAUGCGGCGAAGCAACGGAUGUUAAGGGAAUUGUUCAUUUGGUGAUUGGCAGUCUUGGUGCUGAUCCAAUAACCACUGGAGACUACUAUGGAAUUAAACUGGAGCAUGUCAACACAAAUGAAUCAUUCUGGCUCAACAGCAAGGUUACAAUGGGUGAGGUACGAGGAAAACAUGAGGCUCUUUACCCUGCAGAUGAGUGGAAGUAAGUAGAAAACAUUUGUUGUUAAUAUGCAACUUAGUCAUUUGACUGCAUAAGGUGAAGAGAACACGCAAAAUCUGGGGCAGUUUCAAGCUCUAGUGCUCUAUCUUGGAACUUCAUAUAAAUGCAAUUGAACCUCUUUAAUAUGGACACCUAAGGGUGUCUACUAUAAAGGUGCCCAUCUUAUCAAGGGACAACUUAACAAUGUUGGUUUAAACAUUUUCAAGCCACAACCAUGAACAAAUUGUGUUCAAAAAUGUUCAAAAACUUGAAAUGAUAACCGUAAUACCCACAGAAUAUGUGUAACGGGGCGGAUGCUGACAUCAAUCGAUCUUUGAAUUUAUUACCAGUGCCGCAUCGGAGAAAUGUUUUAUAAAUAACGGAACCUCCAAGCAUCUAUCGUUCUCAAUUGGUUUAUUGGACUUGAAAGCUCGUAAAAACUGAAAUACAACGAGCAGAAUAAAGCUAUUACUAU